Lathyrus oleraceus (garden pea) is the source of this 2330-nucleotide messenger RNA. RefSeq lists its product as uncharacterized. Gene Ontology annotation, molecular function: protein binding. The transcript is spliced from 8 exons. NCBI's taxonomy places the organism in Eukaryota, Viridiplantae, Streptophyta, Magnoliopsida, Fabales, Fabaceae. Gene Ontology annotation, cellular component: membrane. Bases 12 to 2222 code for a protein of 736 amino acids. The record is from RefSeq and is a predicted model, not a curated record.
AUAACAGAAAAAUGACAAGCAUUGCCGCUACUGGAAUAGUUCUUGAACCACUAACAAAAGACAACUACGAUAACUGGAGCUGUCUGGUGAGAAACUAUCUAGUUGGACAUGGUCUAUGGGGAGUUGUUACUUCAGUUUCAAAAAUGGGCGUGGAAUCUAAAGAAGCGGCUGAGACAUGGAACAUGAUGAAUGCUAAAGCUUUGCAUAUUAUUCAACUAGCAUGUGGAUCAGAGAAUCUUACUCAUAUUAGAAAUCUUCAAUCAGCCAAAGAAGCUUGGAAUAAACUGGGUGCAUCCUAUGGUUCAGAAUUGAAAGCCGACUCAGAUAUUGAGCAAGGUGUGGUAGAUGAUAGUCUCCUUCACUAUAGAUCACUCCAUAGGUUCAUUGAAAGUGGUGAAUGGAAUGAUGCAAAAGCAUUCAUGAAUAAGGAUGAAACUGCUAUGUUUUCGACGUCAUCUUCGGGAAGAACUAUUCUUCACGUUGCAGUGAUUGCUGGACACGAGAAAAUCGUGAAGAAGUUGGUGAAGGAAGGAAAAGACAAGUUAAUGAAAAUGAAAGAGAAUCGCGGUUACACAGCCCUGGCUCUUGUUGCUGAGUUGACUGGAAACACCGAAAUAGCAAAAUGUAUGGUAGAGAAAAAAGGACAGGUUAUUGGACAAGACCUGUUAUCUAUGAAGACGAAUGAUGGAGAAAUUCCGGUUCUUCUCGCAGCUGCUAAGGGGCACAAAGAAAUGACUAGCUAUCUUUAUGCCAGAACCCGGUUGGAAGACUUGGCUGAUAAAAACUCUCACAACGGUGUUUUGCUUCUUACGCGUUGCAUCAAUGCAGAAAUAUUUGGUGUGGCUUUGAGUUUACUCCAACGAUUUCCGCAGCUUCCACUUGCUCAUAAAUCUGAAUCAGAUGGUGUGCAGCCCUUGUAUGCAUUGGCGCGUAUGUCUUCUGUGUUCCCAAGUGGGAGCAGAUAUGGAUUCAUUCGGCGAUUCCUAUACAGAAUUUUGAGAUUACCAGAAAGAAAAGUGCAAAACUUAUAUGGGAUAACUGUGAUUGUAACAAAGGUAGAGGAAAAACAACUCAAAACAUAUUUCUCAGGAAGGAUCUUUCGAUGGAUGUGGAACAUUUUGCGAAUUUCGAAAGUACAGCUCUUAGGUCGAAUACUUAUACAUGUUCACUUGUCAUUUCAGAAUUUAGUAAUAUCAAACCUGUCUGGAAUUAGAGAGAUAUAUAAUCAGAAAAUGACUCACCGUCUAGUGCUUGAAAUAUUGAACUGCUUAUACCAAAGAAUUCAAGAAUCUAAGGAAUCAGAACUGCGAGAAGCUUCCGCAUACGAUGCAAUGUUGCAAGCAGCUAAACAUGGAAAUAUUGAGUUCAUAGAUGCAAUGAGGAAAGCUAAUCCUGACCUCUUAUGGGCCAUUGAUAAAAAUAAAAGAGGCAUAUUUUCACACGCAGUUUUGAACCGUAGAAAAGCUGUCUUCCAACUCAUACAUGACGCAACUGUAAAUGGACGAAAGGAGAUUGUUAGAUGUCGCGUAGAUGCAUUUAAUAAUUCGCUGCUACACCUGGCUGGAAAUUUAGGGCCUUCCUCUGACCUUCAUCGCAGAUCCGGUCCUGCUCUCCAAAUGCAAAGAGAAAUUUUAUGGUUUAAGGCCGUGGAAAAAAUUGUGCACCCCAAGUGUAAAGAAGCCAAAAAUGUAGAAGACAAAAAACCUCGCGAGAUAUUUACAGAAAGCCACAAGGAACUUGUAAAAGCCGGAGAAAAAUGGGCAAAAGACACAGCAGGUUCAUUUACACUUGUAGCUACACUCAUAACAACCAUAAUGUUUGCUGCAGCUUUCACUGUCCCUGGUGGAAACAAUCAAGACAGUGGAGUUCCACUCUUUUUACAUGACUACACAUUCAAUAUAUUCAUCAUAGCAGAUGCAAUAUCUCUUUUCACUUCUUCAACUUCAGUACUUCUCUUCAUUGGAAUCCUCACGGCUCGUUAUGCGGAAAAGGAUUUCUUGAAGUCCUUGCCGCUCAAGUUACUUUUUGGCCUCAUCGCGCUUUUCUUCUCUGUUGUGUCCAUGAUGGUUGCUUUCUGUGCUUCUCUUGCUAUGCUGUUAAAGGGACAUCAGGGAGUUAUAAUAACAGCUAUGUCAUUUGCUAGUAUUCCGGUUAUUGUUCUUGUUCCUUCGCAGUUGAGACUCUUCAUCGAGAUUUUCAAGUCAACAGUAUUAUCCAAUUGAAACUUCUAUUAUGCAUUUCUAUCUUCAUAUAUGUAUAUGAUAGCAUUCAAGAGCUAAUUAACUCUCUAUAGUUCUGUUGUUGGAGUUCAGUUAAUGUGCUUUAGAAUU